AUGGACGGCUCUCAGAGAAAUUUAAGAGAUUCUGAGAGUUUAUUCAAAUACUAUAGUAAUGAUUAUAGUUAUUUCAAUAAAUAUAAAAAGCUAGAUAAUAAGGAUUUUGAGUCGUUUCUGAGCAGAAGAGGUUUAACUCAAAAGAUCACUCCCACUCAACAGUUGAGUGAACUUGCCGAAAAAUAUGACAGAAAAGUUAACAAAAAUCUCUCAGAAGGUAUGAAUAAUGAAUUGACUUUUCCUUUCACUGACGUCGAAAUAACGAAAAACAAUGGAAAGAAAAUUAUUAUAAGUGGGGAGGAGUUAGAACUAUCGCAACAAUACUUGUCUCCAAAAGGCUUGCCGCGUCUCCAUACAGAGCUGAUGAAUAUAAUUGAGGAGAUGCAUCAUCCACCGCCUCUAGAGCGUGAUCUGUUAGUCACCAAUGGAACACAUCAUGGCCUGCAGUUAUGUACGGACGUGUUGGUAGACCCUGGAGAUCCUGUUAUAGCCACUGAAUAUUCAUACAUCGGACUACAUGCUAUUUUACGACAGUAUGAAGUAGAAUACCUUGGCAUUCCAGAAGAUAGACACGGUUUAAUACCAGAGGUUCUAACCUCUGUACUGAAUGAGAGAUUAACCAAAGGCCUCAAGAUGCCUAAAGUGAUGUACCUCAUACCUACAGUCAGUAACCCAGCAGGUUACUUAAUGACAGAAGAAAGAAAGAAGAAGAUUUACGAGAUAGCCUGCGUGUAUAAUAUGAUGAUAGUAGAAGAUGAUGUGUAUAUGUUCUUGAAUUACACUGAAAGAAUAGUUCCAUCUUUCCUGUCUAUGGACACUACUGGUCGUGUGUUGCGUGUUUCAUCACUGUCGAAGGUGAUGUCUGCCGGGCUAAGAGUAGGAUGGGUGACCGGACCCUCAACACUCAUCACCACCAUGCAGAUAGCCAGCUACUCACAGAUAGUACAUCCCUGUUCAUUGGCACAGACGAUAGUUCUACAUUUAAUAACUGAUCGAGACUACAUCAAAGAUCAAAUUAUUAAGAAUCGUGAGUUUUAUAAGAAGCAAUUAAAUGCUGUUCACAACGCUCUGAAGACUAUCGAAGACCUCAUUGAGUGGGAGAAGCCAGACGGAGGUUAUUAUAUAUGGGUGAAAAUACGAGGCAUUAAGGACGUGAGGAAUAUGGCUUACAAGACUUCAUUCGCCCACGGGCUAAUGUUGGAGCCAGGACACGGUUUUUCUUACAACCCAGACAAACCCUGCCCCUACAUACGAAUCACAUUCACUAAAGCUAAUUUGGAUACAUUGGAAGAUGACGUGAGAAUCAUCGGAGACAUUAUACGACACGAAUUGAAAAUAUCUGAAGGAAGAAAUUUUGGAAGAUGA
Messenger RNA from Danaus chrysippus (African queen), 1365 nucleotides. Lineage: Eukaryota; Metazoa; Arthropoda; Insecta; Lepidoptera; Nymphalidae. The record is from the annotation of a GenBank genome assembly.